Messenger RNA from Hyalella azteca, 1649 nucleotides. RefSeq lists its product as uncharacterized. Gene Ontology annotation, molecular function: hexosyltransferase activity. Gene Ontology annotation, biological process: glycosphingolipid biosynthetic process. NCBI's taxonomy places the organism in Eukaryota, Metazoa, Arthropoda, Malacostraca, Amphipoda, Hyalellidae. Bases 263 to 1456 code for a protein of 397 amino acids. The transcript has 10 exons. The record is from RefSeq and is a predicted model, not a curated record.
AGUUUUCACCGGAAAAAAGCUCAACUGCAUAGAAAUUUAGAGGUUUAAUUUGAUUUCUGUGUGUAAUAGUGAACUUAUCAGCCCUGUUGAAAUGCUUUCAUCCUAGGAAUUUCGCUUGAACUUGAAGGCUAACAUGGUUGCGUUGACGGGAUGCGUUCGUGCCUGUGCCGUGACGACCUUCACGCAACUACCCACUUAAGUGGUUUAAACAUUAUAAUUAGAUUAACUGCUUAUUAUUUAAAUAACUACGAAUAAGCACAGCAUGACGGCCUUGACUUCUUUGGCGUCGCUGCUGUCGCCGCGUCGCUGGAAGCUCCUGACGCGCGUCGCGCUGGCGCUGGCGGGGCUGACGCUGCUGGUGUCAGUCGUGCACGAGCAAGCAGGAUUUGCCGGCGCUCUGCUCAGCUGGUCUGCGUCUGCAGCUGACGCAGAGCACUCAGAAAACGAAGCCAAAUCCUGCGUCCUUCUAUCUACCGCAGACGGCGCCACGGAGCUGCCUGAGUUGUAUGAGGACGUGGUGCCAGACGUCGCAGCGUCCAACGUCUACUUGAUGGAGACGUCGCAUGCAGCAGCCGUGCUACCCAGGGGGCUCUGUGGGCUGGAGAGUUACUGCAAACUAAAUCCACAAGCAUCCGUGUGGUUCUUGGUGACGGCUCAGUCCUUAGAACCCCCGACGCUGGCAGCCUUGAAGGCACUUCAGGCCGCCUACCAGAACUUGUGCGUGGCUCAUGUGAACUUCACCUCGCUUUUUAAGGAUACUCCGCUGCUUGAACUUUACCACUCCGAAAAGUUCAAUAACACUUCGCACAAAAUCCACAACCUGAGCGACAUGAGCCGCGUGGCGCUGGUGUACAAGUUCGGAGGUCUGUACUCGGACAUGGACGUCAUCGCCCUGCGCCCUCUGGUGGGCGCCACCAACUUCAUCGCCUUGCAGGACGACGGGACCGGCUACCUGAACCACGCCAUCCACCGCAUGCGACGCCACCACCCCAUGUUGCUGAGGGUCAUGAAGCAUGUUGCUGCCAACUAUAAUGGCCAAACUUGGGCCGCAAAUGGGCCCACAGCCAUGUCAGACGUGGCGCGACUGCUGGGAUGCGAUCUAAAACCCGUCGGCUUAGAUCGCCUCGUGAACGCUACUCACUACCGAACAUCUCAACAAAUUCAACCCUGUAAUGCAACGAACCCCUGUUCCAACCAGACGGAGGGAUGCGACUGGGUGGCACUACGGUCCAAUGCCUUCAUGGCCGUGCACUACGACGCGGCAUAUAAACUUUUUCUUGGCCCUGAGAAGAAUGAAACUUCUCCACCCAUACAAACUCUGUACCCGGACAGCCUGGGCCUGCAUUUCUUCAACUACAUGACCCGAGACAAGGAGGUACAGUCAGGCAGCCACAUGCACAGGCUCGCCUCAGAAUUCUGUCCAGUCGUCGCCAAGAAGCAUCCGCUGCUCGCAUGAACGCUCCAACUCUUUCCUAGCAGCACGGGCAAGGCUGUUACUAUGAAUGAAUGUGUAUGUCAGUGAAAGACCUUUCUAUGUGUAUGUUAGUGAAAGCCAUUUCUAUAUAUAUGUUAGUGAAAGCUAUUCCUAUGUAUAUGUAAGUGAAAGCCAUUCCUACGUAUAUGCAGUGUUCGUACCGGUCAUGGAAAAC